Quercus robur (English oak) is the source of this 2969-nucleotide messenger RNA. RefSeq lists its product as uncharacterized. NCBI's taxonomy places the organism in Eukaryota, Viridiplantae, Streptophyta, Magnoliopsida, Fagales, Fagaceae. The record is from RefSeq and is a predicted model, not a curated record. The coding region runs from base 177 to 1619 and encodes 480 amino acids. The transcript is spliced from 7 exons.
GUACAAAGCUGACAGCAGUAGCACCCACCGCUAAAAAAGAAUAGAACCAAGCUGAGAAUCAGACUGCUUUGCUUUGACGCACAGCAAAUCAGAGAAAACCACUUUUCUUGACCAUUUGGUUUAAGCUCCAGAAAUUUUCUUUUCUUGUACCUGAAACUGAAAAAAAAGCUGAGAGAAUGCGGGGAGAGACGGAGGCAGUAAAUAUUCUGGUGUCUCUGACACUGAUCUGCGCUUUCGUUUUUGUCUACUCUGAUAUUGAUGUCGAUGUUCUAAAUGAGAUACUUCAUAAGAUUCUAAGUUGGUGUGCUCGCGUUAGUGUUGCAAUUGUGCUUCUGAUGGUUUUUAUCCAGUCACGGAUGGAUGUUUUUCGUGAGUUAAGCCGUGAAUUAGGUGAUGGAAUUGUUCAGAAUUUAGGCAACAGUGGAUUAUUGGGCCCAAGGAGACACCAUGCUUCUUGUCAUUGUCAUACCAUAAGGGAAGGAACUAGUGGUUUCAUGGUUCAAAAACUGAAACAUGAUUUGAUAAAAAAAAUCUAUGAUGGGGUGUACCAAGUCAAUGUAGAGAACAUAGGCAAUGUCAUCUAUAAUGUUGCACCACGAGUUGAUUCAUUAAGUAGAGAAUCGUACAAUUUGGCAGUUGCAUGCUCUAAUGAGUUUGUGUUGAAGAAUAUUUUUUGUUUCAAUCCAAACUGUAACCAAGUUUGCUAUGUAAUGGAGCACUACGAACAAAAUUUCAAACAAUGGUUGCAAGAGAAUUCUCUCUCUGAUCAACAAGGCAAAAAUCUGAAUCCAGAAUUUCUUCAAAUUCUUAGGGAUGUUUUAAGGGGCAUUGGUUAUCUCCAUCGUGUGAAAAAUAGAUGUCAUGGCAAGUUAAGUGAGACAAAUAUUGUGGUCGUGAAUGGUCGGGCCAAGAUUACAGGAAUGGUCGGGCCAAGAUUACAGGAUCAUUAUUCAGAUUAUAAGCACUUGGCGACCAUUGUUCGAAAAUCCUUCGAAACCGAGCAACAUGACAUUCCAACAGAACUUAAAUUGUUUCUUACCUACAUCUCAAAGACAGAACCCAGCCGGUAUGCAAGUAAACUUUACACACACACGCACAUUAAUAUUUAUUGUAAAAUAUCUCACUUAAACUUCUUUUUAUUCUUGUCCAGGUUGCUCAAUAUUGAAAAUCAUCCAAUUUUUCUAUCCCCUUUACAAAGAUUGAGCUACAGGGUGAUUGCUCAUACUAUCUUGUAUUUUGGAAAGUCGAAAAGGUCCUUUGCGUUGGCACUAAAUGAAAAGCUUGGUAAAUGUGAAUGGAAGCUCAAUGUCAGAACUACUGGUACAUUUGUUAUGGUGCUUGAUCGUUAUAAUUACCUGGGAAAUUUGUCAGAAAAACAAAGGAAGAAAAUCGUUGAAUAUAAGGAUUCCGCCAUAUCUUUUAUGCGGUUUUGCAGAAAUGUUGUGGCGCACCUCAAGGACAAUAAUGUUAAACGAGAUCCAGGGCAGCGUAAGAAAUUGACUGUGAAGGAAGUCGAGGAAGAGCUUAAUGGAUACUGGCCUGAGUUCAUGCCCAUUUUACAUGAAAUCCUUCUUGAACAUGGCCAUCUUAUGGUUGUACACGAUGCGGUUCUCAAGUGAAACCAUUAGGCUGUUUCUCACAAAUGGAUAUGGUACAGAUAGUAGUAAAUUUGCAAGUGAUCAGUGUUGCUCUUCGAUUUUCUGCUGGCUCGUAAGGGACUGUGUACAGCAACAACUUUUGAACCUAUAUAGAAGUGCUUUCAAGGGCUUUUCUUUUGGAUAUAGACUGUAUAUAAGUGAACUUUUAACACUAGAUGGAUUUGAUAAGGAUCAGCCACUUCCUCUUCCCAUGACAUAUUCAACAAAAUGCUUGUGACAUAUAUAUAUUUUGAGAGGAAAAAGGCUUGUGAUAUGAUAUUGCAGAUUUGCAGUAGAGUUAAGGCAUAUAGCUGUAGUGGGUGGGACCUGUCACAAUACAGUUAAAUUUCUUUAUUGCUAGAAACUAUUUACAAGGUCCAAGAAUUGGCAUAAUGGAACAAUUACAAGAAGGAACGCCGAGAUUUUCCACCGCCCUAGGCUAAUACAGAGCAAGGCACUCGCAAUGCUCUAGACUUGGUGAACCAAAGUGGAUGCUGGUUGUAAGAGGCUUACUCCAACAUCCGGAGGGGAAAUCACUCUACUUCACUCAAUUUUUCUCUACGCUGGACUCUUCUUCCUCUUUUCUCCAUUUUUUGUUUGAAAUGAACCCCUCGUUCAUGUGGGCGGUGGGUAUUUGAAAGAGUAAGUCUAGCAUCACAUUAAUUUUCACCACUUUGCCACGUGACAAGUUGUAAGUGGUGGAAAUAAAAUGAUGGGUCUAUGUGAAUCCAUGAUUCCAUCAAUCACGAGUGGCAAAGUUGUGGCAAAAUUGUGGAAAUUAGUGUGGUGCUAGACUUACUCUUAUUUGAAACCUAUCUCCUCAUAAAUGGGGGACAAAAUGAUGACUCUAGUCCAAUCUUCCUCUCCAUUGUCAAGUUGAGAAUAUUGGUUAGGGUUUAAUCCUACUUCUCCUAACAAAUAGAGUAAUCAUUCAGAAUUUAGGACAGAGGUUAUCAGUAGGUGGCUAUAAUUAAUGUGGAGGUGAUAGCUAGCUUCUUAGGAACGUUGUUCGAAGACUGAGCAGAGUGUUAUCGACAAAUACUCAAGAUACCUUUUUAUGCAGGAGUCAACCUUCCUCCUUGAUAUGAUCAUGGUUUUGGUUGGAAGGGUUAUUGUUGCUAGAUAUCUUGUUACGACAACUUCUUAAUCGGUUCAUUGCUGCCCUUUCAUGAUGAAACUCGAAUGUCAUCCAACAAGCCAUUCAUGUUCUUUAUGAAGUUGGGCUCGGCUAAGGGUUCAUGGGCUCCCUUCUUUAUUUGGGACUAGGAUGGGCUUGCAGGCCUCCCCUAAGGGGCUUUGUGGAGAUGUGAUGGAGUUGGUCAAUCCCCCCUG